AUGGUCCUCACAUGCGGCAUCAACACUGGUCCUUCAAGCGGCGUUUACCUCGACAAGCUUCAGUCGCUCCUUCUGGCCGCCUUCCGGCAGGAGGCCAACAUGCUCGACCAGAAUUACCAGGUCCUUAUCUAUGAGGAGGCCAAGGAGGCCAAGCGCGCGUCGAAGCGCAAGAAUGUGGACUUCUUCUCGGACGUGGGCGCCUUAACGCGCAAGGACGGUUCGGAGAGGCCAGAGAGGGUCCUUUGCUUCUGGUGCUUCUCGUGCUCCGUCACCCUCAAGGAGAUCCUCCAGCAGGAGGUGCGCUCCAUCAUCGUGACCUCUGGAACCCUGUCGCCGAUGGAGGCCACCGCGGAGUCCUUCGGGGUGCCGUUCCCGGUGAGGUUGGAGAACUCCCACGUGAUCGACACCCGGAAGCAGCUUUGGGGCGGCGUGCUGCCGGCGGGGCCGGCUGGGGUGAGUUUCGACGCCUCGUUCUCGCAGCGGAGCAACCCUGCGUACGCGGCAGAACUGGGCAAGUCGGUGGCCGCCGUGGCGGCCAGCGCGCCCGACGGGCUCCUGCUGGCCUUCCAGUCCUAUUCGCAGAAGGACCAGAUGCUGCAGGCUUGGCGCCAGUCGGGCGUCUUGGAGGAGAUCAAGCAGCGGAAACCGCUCUUCGACGAGCCCAAGGGGAACGCGGAGCUUCGGCAGACCAUGGAGCUGUACAGCAAGGCGCUGGAUCAGCCGCCAUCGCCAGGUGGCGUGGGGGGUGCCAUCCUGGCCGCAGUCUGCCGCGGCAAGCUGUGCGAGGGCAUCGAUUUCACCGACCGCCAGUGCCGCCUGGUGAUGCUCGUGGGCAUCCCCUAUCCUGCGCGGAAUGACCUGCGUGUCGUGAUGAAGCAGAAGUUCUUGGACAGCCGCGGUACAGACGGCGAUGGCCGGCGGUGGUACGCGCGCGAGGCGAUCUGUGCUGUGAACCAGACGAUCGGGCGGGUUAUUCGGCACAGGGGCGACUUCGGUGCGGUACUCUUGUGCGACAGCCGCUACUCCAAGGAUGGUCGACUGGCCCACCUUGCGGGAGGCCUCUCCUCCUGGCUGCGCCCGCGCAUGUCGGUGCUGAGCUCGUUCAGCUCGGCCCUGGAGGGGUGCCGUGAUUUCUUCGGGCUUGCGUCGGCCACGCUCGCCGCGCCGGGAGGUGCCCAGCAUGCGGAGAGCGCCCCCGCGCCCGCGCCCGCCGCAGAUGGCGGCGCUGGCGGAGGUGGAGCCGAGGCUCCGCCCGCCGAGACGGUUUCGCUGGCCAGCCUCGGUGCGCAUGACAGCCGCCCCCGGGCGCACAGCGGCGGCGCUGGCGGCCCGCCCAGGCCGGCGGGCCCUUCCGCAGGAGGCGUGCCUCUGAGCGCCCUUGGCGCCCUGUGGAAGAAGCGGCGCGUCGGUGGAGCGGCGCCGGCCGCGCCAGACGCGCUGGCCGCGCUGGCAAAGCGGGCCGCGCCAGUCGAGUCGACCGCGCCAUCAGCGCCAGAGAUCUCCGAGGAGCCGCACGGCCGUGCCGCGGCCGCGGGGCGUGGCACCCGUGGGCCCGCGGCGGCGUUGCCAGCGGCAGCAGCUGGCGACUGCGCAGGGCCGGCAGUGGCGACGGACGGGCCCGCGGCGGCGGGCGGCCACGCGAGGCAUCCAGACCGCCCUGUGGCGAGGCCCAGUGCGCCCCGGCGUCCGCAGCUGAGCGCGGAGGCCAUCGGGUGGCUGCGCGGGGCGGAGCCGCUGCUGCCGCGGAUGCACUACGAGCGGCUCGAGGUUCAGGUCAGUACGGCACAGCAGCAGUCCCAGGCGGUCGCGGCGGCCCCGUCCGACAGCGCCGCCGGGGAACGUUUGGCCGCAGCGCUGGACGAGGUGGCGAGGGCUGUGCUACCGGAGGUCUGCUUCGACUCGCCCGAUGAGGAACGCCAGCGCGGGUUGCUGGUGCGCGGGGUCCCCGCGCUAUUGCCGAGGCUGUUCAGACCGCUCUGGAAAGAGCGUGUCGACAAGCUGCUUUGCGGGCGCGGCAAGCCCAAGUUUGCCUGGUGA
Prorocentrum cordatum is the source of this 2037-nucleotide messenger RNA. The record is from the annotation of a GenBank genome assembly. Lineage: Eukaryota; Dinophyceae; Prorocentrales; Prorocentraceae.